This is a messenger RNA of Nematostella vectensis (starlet sea anemone), 12492 nucleotides long. RefSeq lists its product as uncharacterized. The coding region runs from base 139 to 12477 and encodes 4112 amino acids. The record is from RefSeq and is a predicted model, not a curated record. Lineage: Eukaryota; Metazoa; Cnidaria; Anthozoa; Actiniaria; Edwardsiidae. The transcript is spliced from 38 exons.
GAACAAAGCAGCAACCAGUUGGUGUUAUUUGCCUCGCUUCACAUGCAACAGGUAUCAGAAACAACAAGUGAGACACAACAUGAGACGAAGAGAAAAACACCGGAAACAUGAUUAGUACUAGAAAAUGGAUCACGAAUAAUGAGAGUGAUUGUGUUUAUACUUCUCUACGGGUGCUUGAUUUUCUCCUCGAAAACAAGUGGCUCUCAGAGACUUAAAGGACUGUUUACGUUUUCAAAAGAGGAGAAAACAAAUGGCAUAUACCGUCAUCCUUUGCGCUCUUCGAAUACCCGGAGUUUAUUUACACGUUCUAACAUACCCCGUGAGGACCGGUUUAUUUCAAGGCUACGAAAUUUAUUACAAUACGAAAUUGGCAAGCUCAAGGGCUCAUCUGGUCAGCGGUAUUAUUCCCGAGAUGAGAUAUCCACGCCCGAUGGACUGGCACCCAUUACGCGACUCAACGAUGAAAUGACGCUGAACAGCCGACUGUUACACAGGGUUCCCGAGCAAGACCGCGGCGUUAAAUGGCACAGAGCUCGGUCCAGGCUUGCGCAAAAUUUGGAAAAGCUUAUUGUGAUGCUUGCUCACGGGAAGAUAGGAAAUGUGCUGCGCGGGAAGUCUGUGGACGAGGAAGGGGGCUCGAGAAGGCAGCAGACCGCGCCAGCUCUCCAAAUGGACAUCGCGUUCGCUGUGGACGGAUCUGAUGCCACGGAAAACCAGGGCUCGGGCAACUUUCGGAAGCUGCUUCAGUUUGUUAAAGAUGUGAUGUCGUCAUUUCCGCUAUCCGAGAGUGGUAUUCACACGGGCGUGGUAUCGUAUGGGACCAAGGCGAAGACCAACCUCGGGUUUGAUGUACACUUUAGCCAGGCCAACUUUAACUCUGCCAUAGACGGGAUAAACUUUCCGGGCGGAGCUACCGAUACUGGCAAUGGUAUAAGAAAGGUUAUGAAGAGCUUGUUCAAGACAAGCAAGCGACGAAGCAUCCCUCACAUCCUCGUUCUGAUAACAGCCGGCAAAUCCACAGGCGACCCAAGCCUGAACGCCGAGGAGCUUCGUGCGAGUGGUGUCAGACUAUUCUGUGUAGGGGUGGGUGGGGCGUACGAUCGGACCCAACUGGACGCCAUCGCCAGCUCACCCUCCACCACGUACGUAUUGACCGCGGGUUUCGACGAUUUGAGUGGACUGGUGCCGACUUUGGUCAGCCGUAUAACAAAAGUAGCGCAACAGAGCGAUGACGGCCAAACUGCUGACCAGAAGCCCAAGAGCGUGGGCGAGGCAGGAGGGCUUGUGGAGGCAAAGAUCGACUUGGGAUUUCUCAUUGAUGGCUCCUCGGUUGUCGGUCAGGAAAACUUCAAGCAAGCACUGAGCUUUUUCAAGACGAUUUACCAGGCCUUCUGGACUCCAUUUGGUAGCACGCAUGUCGGUCUGGUCGUGUUUGGCGCCGAUUCCACGAUGGUAUUUGAUUUUGAUAACAAACUUAAAGACAAGCCUGCCAUAGAUGCUGCGAUAGACGCGUCUGUCUUUCCUAGUGGACAGACCAAUCUGGGAGCUGCGUUACAACAAACUAAAGGUUAUCUUUUCGGGAGUAAGCACAAUGAUGGUCAUCGCCGCACGCUCGUGGUGCUUGCCGGGAGUACCGCUGAAGAUGACGUUUUCCAGGGCGCAAGUGAUCUGCGAAUGAAUGGGGUUACUGUGUACUGCGUGGGGGCUGGGCCUAACUAUGACAGUGCACAACUCGAUGGGAUAGCCUCAACACCCGCUGACUCUAAUGUGCUGACCGUGGCUUCGUAUAACGAUCUACCUGGCAUCUCACAAACACUUAUCAACAAGAUAGAAGAAGGUCGCACAGAAUUUCUCAAACCACAAUCAACACCAUCUACAAGCAAGGAACAAUCAACGACCCCUUCGCCUUUUGCGGUAACAACGCCUGGACCGAGCACCAGAGUUCCAAAUACCAUAGCACCUGGAUUACCUGGAACGGAGGGAAGUGAGGGUACAGUUCAACCUGGGAAUCAACCUGGUAGUCAACCAAAUGGUCAACCAGCUUCAAAUCAAUCGGGAAAUCAACCAGGAAGCCAGCCAGAAAGUCAACCGGGAAAUCAACCGGGGAGUCAACCGGGAAGUCAACCAGGAAGCCAGCCAGAAAGUCAACCGGGAAAUCAACCAGGAAGUCAACUGGGAAAUCAACCAGGAAGCCAGCCAGGAAGUCAACCGGGAAAGCAACCAGGAAAUCAGGAAGGAAGUCAACCAGAAAGCCAGCCAGGAAGUCAACCGGGAAAUCAACUAGGAAGCCAGCCAGGAAGUCAACCGGGAAAUCAACCAGGAAGCCAGCCAAAUGGUCAAGCAGGCGCAAAUCAACCAGGGAGCCAGCCAGGAAGUCAACCGGGAAAUCAACCAGGAAACCAGCCAAAUGGUCAAGCAGGCGCAAAUCAACCAGGAAGCCAGCCAGGAAGUCAACCGGGAAAUCAACCAGGAAACCAGCCAAAUGGUCAAGCAGGCGCAAAUCAACCAGGUAGCCAGCCAGGAAGUCAACCGGGAAAUCAACCAGGAAGCCAGCCAAAUGGUCAAGCAGGCGCAAAUCAACCAGGAAGCCAGCCAGGAAGUCAACCGGGAAAUCAACCAGGAAGCCAGCCAAAUGGUCAAGCAGGCGCAAAUCAACCAGGAAGCCAGCCAGAAAGUCAACCGGGAAAUCAACCAGGAAGCCAGCCAAAUGGUCAAGCAGGCGCAAAUCAACCAGGAAGCCAGCCAGGAAGUCAACCGGGAAAUCAACCAGGAAACCAGCCAAAUGGUCAAGCAGGCGCAAAUCAACCAGGGAGCCAGCCAGGAAGUCAACCGGGAAAUCAACCAGGAAGCCAGCCAAAUGGUCAAGCAGGCGCAAAUCAACCAGGAAGCCAGCCAGGAAGUCAACCGGGAAAUCAACCAGGAAGCCAGCCAAAUGGUCAAGCAGGCGCAAAUCAACCAGGAAGCCAGCCAGGAAGUCAACCGGGAAAUCAACCAGGAAGCCAGCCAAAUGGUCAAGCAGGCGCAAAUCAACCAGGGAGCCAGCCAGGAAGUCAACCGGGAAAUCAACCAGGAAGCCAGCCAAAUGGUCAAGCAGGCGCAAAUCAACCAGGAAGACAGCCAGGAAGUCAACCGGGAAAUCAACCAGGAAGCCAGCCAAAUGGUCAAGCAGGCGCAAAUCAACCAGGGAGCCAGCCAGGAAGUCAACCGGGAAAUCAACCAGGAAGCCAGCCAAAUGGUCAAGCAGGCGCAAAUCAACCAGGAAGCCAGCCAGAAAGUCAACCGGGAAAUCAACCAGGAAGCCAGCCAAAUGGUCAAGCAGGCGCAAAUCAACCAGGAAGCCAGCCAGGAAGUCAACCGGGAAAUCAACCAGGAAACCAGCCAAAUGGUCAAGCAGGCGCAAAUCAACCAGGAAGCCAGCCAGGAAGUCAACCGGGAAAUCAACCAGGAAGCCAGCCAGGAAGUCAACCGGGAAAUCAACCAGGAAGCCAGCCAAAUGGUCAAGCAGGCGCAAAUCAACCAGGAAGCCAGCCAGGAAGUCAACCAGGAAGCCAGCCAAAUGGUCAAGCAGGCGCAAAUCGACCAGGGAGUCAGCCAGGCAGUCAGCCAGGCAGUCAGCCAGGAAGUCAGCCGGGAAGUCAACCAGGAAACCAACCAGGAAGUCAACCGGGAAAUCAACCAGAAAGCCAACCGGGGAGUCAGAUAGGAAACCAAAAAGGAAUUCAAUCGGGGAGUCAGCCAGGAAUUCAACCAAAUGGUCAACCGGGCGUAAAUCAACCAGGAAGCCAGCCGGGAAAUCAACCAGGAAACCAGCCAGGAGGUCAAGCGGGACCGGCACCAGCCGGUACUCAGUCAGGUUCAAGUAAUCAAAUAGGCUAUCCAACCCCUCAAGGGUUCCCACCAAGCUUUGGCUUUCCAACUUACAUGCAAUACGGCGCCCAAAAUCCAGCGUUCCCCGGAAGUAUCUUGCCACAACCAGGACAAUCGGGCUUCAACCUUCCUGGUCAGACUGGAUCCAGUCUUCCAGGUCAAGUACCUGGGCACCCAUUGAUUUCUGGUCAGAUUGGACAAUUUGGUAACUAUCCAUAUAGCUCGUAUGGACUAUUGUUUCCUCCGGGGACUAAUUACGGUGGGCAAAAUCCAGGUAGCCCUUUAAACCAGCCGACUUUUCCAGGAUUUCCAGGUUUUGUUCCUCCUGGUACCAGCAUUUCAAAUUUUCCUGGUUUUCCGAGUCCAGGAAGUGGAAUCCCGGGUAGUCCCGGAAGUGGAAUCCCGGGUAGUCCCGGAAGUGGAAUUCCGGGUAGCCCCGGAAGUGGAAUCCCGGGUAGUCCCGGAAGUGGAAUCCCGGGUAGUCCCGGAAGUGGAAUCCCGGGUAGUCCCGGAAGUGGAAUCUCGGGUAGUCCAGGAAGUGGAAUCCCGGGAAGUCCCGGAAGUGGAAUCCCAGGUAGUCCUGGAAGUGGAAUCCCCGGUAACCCAGCCUUGCCUAGUGCCAUUCCUACUCUCCCUGAUGGCAAGAGAAAGCCAGCUCUAGAGGGUAUACCCCCGCAAUGCUUCCUGGGCGAACCCGGAUGUAUGGGCCCUGGCUACUCGUCUAGUUCUACUCGUCCGCGCGUGGAGAGAAACACAAGUAACGGGGAGACGGACCCCACUACCGGACAACCCCUCCCUCCCGACAGGCAGGACGAUCUCGACCUGGUGUUCGUGAUUGAUGGCUCUAAUGACCUGACUGCUGACGCCUUCACCAAGGCCAAAGACUUUAUGAAGAAGGUUUAUAACAACUUCCCCGUCUCAGAGUCUGCCACCCAUGUGGGACUCGCGUUAUCGGGUUGCACUUCUAAGGUCAUGUUCAAUCUGAUCGAGUACUUCACUAAGCCCGCCCUCGACUCAGCAGUAGACUCUGCUCGGAAGCCAGACCCCUGUGUUCAGAAUCUCAUCGGCGCCGGAAUUGCCCUUUCCAAGAAAAUGGUGUUCGGUGGUAGCGCGCGGCCUGGGUCGCACAAGAUUCUGAUCGUGUUGCUUGCUGGUAAUGCUGAUGAUGAUGCUGUCACGCCAUCACGGGAAUUGCGUGACCAGGGCGUCACGGUGUUUGUGAUUGCGUUAGGUAGCAAUACAGAUUUUGGGCAGUUGCCUGAAGUUGUUAGCGAUCCACAGAAUGAGCAUUUAUUUGUGUCGAGCCCAAAUGAGCUGAUGAAGCAGCUGGCUCCUACAGUAGAGAAUAUCAACAAAGUGCUAUCUAAAGCUGCUCCUUUAACCCCUACAGAGGUGAAGAUGGAACUCGGCUUUGCAUUGGACAUCACGCAAGACGCUUUCCCGGCGAACCUUUUUGCCAGCGUCCUGAGGUUUAUGAAAAUAACUUGCAGCGCUUUCGUGAUAUCUUCGGACAAGACUCGGGUUGGCGUCGUUGUUUUUAAUAGCCCUUCGGUACAAUUUCCGCUCGAUAACUACUCAUCAAAAGAAGAAGUGUAUUCGGCGAUAGAUACUAUAACCCAAAGUUCAAAUUCAGGCCCUGGAACAGUUGGUGAAGCCAUCGCUUUUGCAAAUACAAACCUCUUCAAGGGUAAGACUCGGUCUCAGACUCCCAAGAUACUCAUCGUGAUAACGAGCAAAAAGUCAGGAGAUGACGUCACUUCACCGUCCCAGGAUGCUAAGCGAGAGAACAUCACUAUGCUUGUUGUCGGUGUGGGGCCUGGGGCUAGCAAGUCAGACAUGGACGUCAUUGCUGCGCCCCAUGUACCUGAUCAUGUGAUCACCACAAGUCUUUCUCCACGUGACAGUACAGGAGAACACGUGGCGGCGAAGAUAGAACAAGUCGUCCAGGUUGACCUUGGCUUUCUUGUUGACGGCUCUCGUAACAUUCCCAAGGCCAGCUUCCUGUACCUGCUUGACGUCAUCAAGCUUAUCUACAAGGCACUUCCGGUUGGCCGUGAGGACGUGAACGUGGGACUGGGGACCAUUUCUAAUAAUCCACAAAUCAUAUUCGGUUUUGACAAGUACUUCACGAAGACUGCCCUGAACGCAGCUGUGGACGGCGUGGAUUACCCGGGGACUGGUCAACAAGCUAAUGUCGGGAAAGCUAUCGAUGCGUGCAAGAAUCUUUUGUUCGACAAGUCUUCCCGUCAGACAGUGCGACGCGUGUUGGUGAUUAUCGUAGGUGGGCGAUCUAGCGAUGACGUCACCAGAAUUGCUAAAACGCUCCGUGACAGCAAAGUGGAGGUAUUCGUGUUUGGAGUGGGUGGCCAAGUGGACCGGACACUGGUGUCCCAGAUGGCCAGCACUCCGUCGGACAAACACACGGUAACAAACGAGGAUCUUGAUAGACUGUCUCCAGGCGCAAGGACACUGAUUGACAAACUGCGCAUUGCUAAGGUCGAAGAUAAUUCCGAUUCCCUCCAAAUAUCGUCUUCAAAUGGCAACAACACAGCUUUAAUGGACCUUGUGAUCCUGAUAGAAGGCAGCGAUAACACAAAACCACAGGACUUCGAGCAAAUCAAAGAGGUUGUCAAGACCAUCUACCGUGGGUUCCCUGUGUCACGUGACGGCACUCACGUGGGCGUAGCCAUAUAUGGAGAUGAUACGAACAUCGUGUUUGACCCCAAGACUUAUUAUACUGUGGGCGAGAUGGACAAUGCUGUCGAUAGCGCCCCCUACCCGGGUGGUCUCAGUAACGCAGGCAGUGCCCUGAGUGACGUCAAGACAAAGAUUUUCGAUAAGAGCCGAAGACCAGAGGCUGUCCAAGUACUAAUAACAAUCCUGACCGGAACACCAAACGACGGCAUUGAUGAGCCCGCACGUAACUUACGCAGCGCAUGCGUCUUGAUGUUCAGCCUCGGUUUGACGUCGAGGUUUAGUCACACAGAUCUGGACAAGCUGACAAACUCUCCGAGGACUGGUUACCAAAUAGUGAGUCAAGCAUUCCCGGAUGAUAACGUGGCGGGUGCAAUGCUGGCUGAAAAAGUUCAGAAAGUGACAUCAGUAGUUUUUGCGUGGAACAAGCAGUGCUCGUCACGAGGAGUGACUCAGCUCGACCUAGCCUUUCUCGUGGACGCAUGCAGCAACAUCCCCGCUCCCUCCUUCCAUAAGGUUACAUCAAUCGUCAAAGCUGUAUCCCAGGCCCUCCCUACAGUCCAGGGGGAGACACGUAUCGCGGCGCUUCUUUUCUCAGGGGAGGUGAAGGUAGUAAAGGACUUCAACACCCAAUCACUAGAUCUGGGCUCAGCCUUAGAUAGCUACACGUCAGCUGACACAAGCUGUCCAAUCGGAAGAGGUUUAAGCAAAGCGAGAGAGUUAUUCCUGACCCAAGGACGAGCUGGAAUCCCGCAUGUAUUAGUUGUAAUCAGUGGCGGAAAAUCCGACGAUGACGUAAUAGGACCCGCGCGUUCGUUGCGCGAUGCAGGCGUGGUGGUGGUUGGUCUAGCACUUGGGAAAGCCGCAGAUUUCUCUUUACUUGGAUCACAGGCAAGCGCCCCCUCUUCCGAGUUCGUGAUCCGUGAUCCGAGUUUUCCAUUCACAAGUGAAGGGCAUGUGCCAAUCCUUAGAGGAUUGCAUGGAAUUUUUGAGAUUGGAAAUGGUCUCGUGUGCCCACCAAAGGCGGAAUGCAAAGCUCCCUACAUGUCGCCACCUGUGGAACCGAGUCCCUCUCAUACAAAGCCCUCUGCUACAACAAGUACAACUUGUCACGUGGAUACGUCCUCGCGAGGACCAAUAGACAUAGCUUUCCUCGUAGACGGAAGUGACGCAAUCAACGAGACUCACUUUCGUUCUCUGUUGGAAAUCGUCAAGAUCGCUUAUCACCAGUUCCCAGUCUCCAGGUCCGACGUCCAUGUUGCAAUCGUGAUAUAUGGCGCGUUUGCUAAUGUGGUAUUUAAUCUUGAUCAGUAUUAUGAUUUGUCCGGAAUGGACACGGCCCUAAUGCAGGCCAAGCGUCCUGGGGGAGUCCCCUUAGUCGGACAGGGAUUGAGAAUGGUGCGAGAUUCUGUCUUUCUCGCGAGUUCAAGAGAAGGCUCCUCAAAGAGACUUAUCCAUAUCAUGUGCGGUAAGUCGGCUGAUGACGUCACAGGACCCUCUAAGGAACUCCAAGAUGCGUCCGUGAAGGUCAUCUCUGCCGGCGCAUGCGCAGAUGUCAGUAAGCCGGAGUUGUGCGUGAUUGGUAGUCCUCCCACAUGUCAGAACGCGGUGAUGAUGAAGACACUCUACCCGCCCACAGCUCCCGCCUGCGAGUUCGCCGAGAAAAUUAUCAAAGAUGUCCCUUCCAAAGAAGCCAAGAGCCCAACCUCAGCCCCGACUCCAAACGCAACAUUGACAUCAACAGAGAAGCCUGGCCAGAAAAUCGUUGCUGUCAAAGUACCUUUUCCCGUCCCAGUCCACCACAUCCAUCAUGUUCCGGUCAUGCACUUCCCGCCAAUCAACAGGGUACCAUGGCAACCACCAAGACGCCCCUUCAUGCCUCAUGAAGGCUUCCCUUUUAUGCACCCACCGAUAAGAGCGCCGAUGGUUGUGCGCCCCUACCCUAUGGCGGGUGAUAACACUUUUCACAUGCCACGCCCUCCUGUCCAUAACCAUUUCCUGCAUAACAUCCUACGAUAUGGCCCAGCUGACAUCGGCUCAUUAAAUCGCCCCAUGCAAGAAGGUGGAUAUCACACGAUACACCCUCCCGACUCGAGAUUAGUCACCGAAAUAUCAAUGGAUCCAAGUGGAUAUCACCGACAUCCCAUAGUGCACACCAAUAGGGUGACGGAAUACCCCGAUAUUGACUCUAUUCCAAGUUAUUUACCGGGAGUCGACCGAGUGGUGGACCCUCUCUUACCGAAUCCUCAUUUCCGGCACCCCGUCUCCCACCCACACGGGGACAAGUGGUUGGAGCAGGGUCACGUGGUUGAUAUACAGAGGCUGAGGCCGGGGGAGUCCGUAUUUGUACCAUCACAUAGUCACCAUAGCAACCAUGUCUAUGAGCCAAUAGGAACACAGAUCUCGAUUCCAGGCCCAGCUCACCAUCCGAUAAGCCAACACCCAGGGAUGGGUUGCAUGGAUAUAGACCCAGAAUGCAGUUCGUACCUUGCUGCAGGGUCUUGUCAAGGGGCGGCGGGGUUUGACGUGUCGUACUUAACAGAGUACUGUAAACGCUCAUGUGGCCUGUGUCAUGGACCUGCGCCACCGGCCGAUGAAAACCAGAGGAGAGACGUAUGGCUCAAAAGAUCUCGGAUUCAUCACGAAGAGCCAGCCAAUGAUUAUGUACAGUCACGAAAUGAUCACGUACAGUCACGCUUUGGUGCACGAGAGAAAUCAAGGAUAAGACGAGGAAUCGAAGCGAUUCUUCGUGGUCGUACAAAACCUCGAAGGAGGCGAAGGUUAAAUAAAAGCAGAAGGAGAACACACAAACAGACUACCCUUCGACGCCUUUUAGAUGGAGAAAUCGACUCAUUAAAAAGAAACUUUGUAGCGCCUCCUCUGCUGGAUCCCAAGCGGCUUAGAAAUCUACAAACGACCAUAAACCCCUUAAAACAACCUUCGCGGCUUGCGCUUGUAAUGGAAGGAAAGAAGUCUGAUCAUUCCAUGACACCUAAAUCUAUUGGCCACGAGGUGUCCACUCCGAAUGAGGCAGCCGAUUUACCUUCACUUUCGUCGAGCGAUUCUACUCAAGAGGGAUCAACACCAGACGUCCUCCCGCCUCCUACUUUGCCACCUGGAAGUAACACAACGAGUAAGCCUUCAGAAACAACGGUGUUACCUCCACCGACGCUGCCUGUAGGGAACGGUACCACAAGUAAGCCAUCAGAAGCGACAGUGUUACCGCCACCGACACUGCCUGUAGGGAACGAUACCACAAGUAAGCCAUCACAAGCGACAAUUUUACCGCCUCCGACAUUGCCCACUGAAAACAGUACCACAAACUCCUCAGGGGGCCCUACUGUCAUCCCCCCACCUACCCUCCCACCUUGUUCAAAUGGUAGCUGUACUACUACCGGUCCAACAAAGAAACCAUUACUUCCUCCCCCAUCACUACCCCCCAAGGGUAGCAAUACAACAAAGCCGUCAUCUAAAGGAGCUGGGGAAAUUCUACCGCCUCCUACAUUACCCCCUUGCAGAAACAUGAGCUGUACUACAAAGGCAAAUGCGACCAUUCAACCGCCUCCUACAUUACCAGUGUGUGUAAACAAAACAUGCACUACGCCUACAACUACUUCUACUACAACAUCGACACCUACGACUGUGCCAACGACCCCGACCACACCUGCGACAACUGCUGCACCAACUAAGCCCAAGAUGCCGGUCAUGCCACCUACUCUUCCAAGCAAAGUCGAAUGUGAAGUCGACACUUCGGGUCUUGGACCGCUGGAGCUGGUAUUCCUUGUAGAUGGCUCGGAUUCAAUAAACGACACUCACUUCAAGACAAUGCUGGAAAUCGUGAAACAGACGUAUCACCAGCUCCCCGUGUCGGAAGAAGGCACACACGUGGCGGUGGCGCUAUAUGGUACCGUUACCAAGAUGUUGUUUAACUUGGGAGACUUAAACGAUUUGGAGUCCAUGGAUACGGAAGUUGAGAGAGCCAGGAAACCGGGAGGCGCCUCGUUCGCGGGGCAGGCACUCGACGCGACCGCUAGCGGAAUAUUUGGGUCAAGCUCACGACAAAACGCGACCAAGAGACUCGUCCACCUGAUGUGCGGGGAGUCAAUAGAUAAGGUCAGCGGUGCUGCGAGUGAGCUGAGGGCGUUAGGAGUCGGUGUCAUAGCAACAGGCGUAUGUCCAGAAGUUCGCACAGCAGAUCUCUGUGUGAUUGGCAGCCCGCCCACGUGUAGACACGCCCUUAUCAUGAAGACGACCACACCCUUGAGCGCACCGGUCUGCGAGUUUGUCGAUAAGAUCAUCGAAGGUACUCCUCCAAGUCCCAAGCCAACCAAAGCUCCCACAAUCGCACCAUCAGGAAGCCCACCUCAGCCGAUAGCUCUAAUGACGGUCCGUGUUCCAAUAGCCGUACCUGUCGCUGUCCCCGUAGCUGUCGACCCCUACACCCACCAGAUUCUUGGCCCUCUUUAUCAUCACCAUCACUAUAUGGGGCCUCCUUAUCAUCACUAUAUGGGGCCUCCUUAUCAUCACUAUAUGGGUUCACUUUACCACCAUUACUAUAUGGGACAUAGGUACCCUUACUUACCAAAUAGGUACCCCUACCUCCACCACCCUCCUGGCUAUGGCGGCACAUGGUAUCCGAUGGGGUCUACCAUAGGGCAGAUGACACACAGUUCCUGGACACACCCUCUCCAUGACCAGCCCCAAGGGGGAGGUCAGGAGAACUCUACCAGCACGCCAGACAAUGAGGAGAACUCUGGUCAGGGUGCUGUGGUGAUACCUUGGCAACCACUAUAUAGCCAUGGUAACCAAGCAGUUAUGGGUAUGCGUCCAGAUAAUCCUGGACAGAACACCGGGCCCAUACCGAGCCACCUUAUGAGUGAUCAAGGUAUGCAUCACAAUGGUAACUUAGACCAUUACCAAGAGCAUCCAUAUCACUAUGGUAACACUAUGGAUGAUCACGUGGGCAAUACCGUGGGAGGUAUGGAUAAUCACGUGGACAAUACAGUGGGAGCUAUGGGUGAUCACGUGGACAAUGCCAUGGGAGCUAUGGGUGAUCACGUAGACAAUACCAUCGGGGCUAUGCAGAGCCACCAAUUCGGCGGAAAUAGCUUGGAAGCUACAGGUCAUAAUGUUCCGUAUCCAGGACAACCUUACCAUCACCAUGGUAACGAUAUGAGUGACACGGGUCAAUAUCAUGACGAGAACGAGGUGAUGAGUCCCAACCUUCAAUCCAUCGAUCACACAAUCGCGAUCAUGAAUAGUCACGCAAUGAAUGGUCACACCACUGAGGACAUGAACAGACACGCCAUGAAUGGUCACGGCAUGGGAUUCGGUUACCAUGGCAGUAAUGGCGCAGGUGCACACGCCAUAUUUCAUCAAGACGCCGUGGGAGAGUACCCAGAGGAGAGACCGCUCGGGGGAAGACUGACUGAAGAUGAGGAUUACCAUUUCAUCGAGCAGAAGUUUGAUCCUCUCCAUAUCGACUCGAGCUACAGGCAUCCCGUCAUUCACCACGUGCUCCGUAACGGUCGGUUGUCAUCCGGAGUACAGCAGUCUUUCCCCAAUGAGGGAGACGGUCACGUGAUUUCCGUGGAUGAGUCGCUACCUCAGGAUGUUUAUGAGCCCACAGACGAUGCAGUCGAGGGCAAACGCAAGAAGGAUAUACCGAAGACCCUUCAUGGUACGGGCGCGACAGGUUCUGACUCGUAUUGUGCGGACCUGGAUGUGGAGUGCCCGAAGUACGCGCCAUCUGGGAUCUGUGACGGUACAGGGAGCGUUGGCUACAGCAUUCAAUACCUCGAGACGAACUGCAAGAAGACGUGCGGGCUCUGCCUUAGGUGGGUUAGUACUACAUGUAGGGCUAGGGAGAUGAAACCAGUUCAUGGGGUCCUACAUAACGUGCUUACCCUCGGGUGAGAUAGGCGGGCUAGU